Molecule: messenger RNA, 252 nt
Organism: Caenorhabditis remanei
Lineage: Eukaryota; Metazoa; Nematoda; Chromadorea; Rhabditida; Rhabditidae
Exons: 3
Coding region: 1-252 (83 amino acids)
Source: RefSeq, a predicted model, not a curated record
AUGAAUUGUCGAAGAAUUACGCAAAUCACCUUAGUCAUAACAAAACGAAAGUUAGGAUUGGCUGGUCAUGUGAUGACUGCAAUCGGUGGACAACUGCGGCAAGGAAUUCAACUGAUCAAACCUUGGAGCACAAUUUGCCAAAGAGAGCCUACACCAAAUGAGCAAAGAACGGAUCGACUAAAGUCGAUUGAUAACAUGAUCGCAGAAAUGGGAAAAACACGCGACGUGUUGGCCAGUCAAAUCCCCAUCUGA